AUGCCAAGAUCCCCCUCGCCACCAUUCACAAAGAGAUACUCUAGUAGACAGCGCGAGAGAGAUUACAGAGAUUUGGAUAAUCCCCGGUCAAGAUCUCGGUCUCCUGGCUCGUCAAGAAGAAGACGUAGAGAAGAUAGCUAUGAUAGAUAUGAAAGUCGUGGACGACGCAGAGACGAUAGCCGUGAUCGCUAUAGACGCUCUAGAUCCAGUCGCUCCCCACCAUCCAGAAGAGAUAGAAGAAGCCCUGAUAGAAGAGGUAAGUUGAGUGCCUGA
Mucor velutinosus is the source of this 273-nucleotide messenger RNA. It is a transcript of the gene ELC1, whose product is annotated as elongin C. The coding region runs from base 1 to 273 and encodes 90 amino acids. NCBI's taxonomy places the organism in Eukaryota, Fungi, Mucoromycota, Mucoromycetes, Mucorales, Mucoraceae. The record is from RefSeq and is a predicted model, not a curated record. The transcript has a single exon.